UCAAAACUUUCAUCCAAAUCAUGGACGUACUAAAAGUUUCCUUUGUGUUUUUCCUCUUUAUUUCUCUAUCAUCUGCCACCAAUGUCGUUGAUUUUUGCGUGGCGGAUUUAAGUUUUCCAGUUGGACCAGCAGGAUACCCUUGUAAGAAUCCUGCUAAGCUUACUGUCGAUGAUUUUGUUUAUUCUGGUCUUUCUGUUGCAGGUAACACAUCAAAUAUUUUCAAAGUUGGGAUAAAUGAAGCAUUUGAUGUCACGUUCCCGGCUUUGAACGGUCAAGGGAUUUCCAUGCUCCGAGCAGACAUUGGUGUAGGCGGAGUUGUCCCGCUACACUCACAUCGAGUUACGGAACUUAUCUUUAUGGUUGAGGGAACCAUGGUUUCCGGUUUUAUAGGGUCAGAUAACAAGCCAUAUUAUAAAAACAUGAAGAAGGGAGAUAUUAUGAUCAUACCACAAGGAUCAUACCAUUUCUCCGUUAACACCGGCAAUACUCCGGCCAUUGCAACGGCUACCUUUAACGGUGCAAAUCCUGGCAUACGGGUUGUUACAACAUCUAUAGCAGCCAACAAUUUACCCACGGAUAUUAUUCAGAAGGUCACUUUGUUGGAUGCUAAGCAAAUCCUUGACUUGAAAAAAAUAUUUGGGGGCUCCAAUUAAAAAAAGUCUAGGUGUAUGCUAGCUAGCUAUUAUUAAACGUGUGCAAUAACACAAGUUGUAUUUCAUCUAUUAAUAAAAAUAUAAAAAGUUCAA
Spinacia oleracea (spinach) is the source of this 746-nucleotide messenger RNA. RefSeq names its product auxin-binding protein ABP19a-like. NCBI's taxonomy places the organism in Eukaryota, Viridiplantae, Streptophyta, Magnoliopsida, Caryophyllales, Amaranthaceae. The record is from RefSeq and is a predicted model, not a curated record. The transcript has a single exon. Gene Ontology annotation, molecular function: manganese ion binding. The coding region runs from base 21 to 653 and encodes 210 amino acids.